Messenger RNA from Cloeon dipterum, 1198 nucleotides. RefSeq lists its product as uncharacterized. NCBI's taxonomy places the organism in Eukaryota, Metazoa, Arthropoda, Insecta, Ephemeroptera, Baetidae. The transcript is spliced from 3 exons. The record is from RefSeq and is a predicted model, not a curated record. The coding region runs from base 95 to 1114 and encodes 339 amino acids.
AAUGCUAUAGCUAUAGCACUAACUUGCACGUGUUGUUGAUGAUCGCCGAUUUUGUUGAAAGUUAAGAUUUCAAGCAAUUUAUCAAAGCACAGCCAUGGUUGACAAUAAGCUGAACACAGGCUCCAAGAGGAAGAAGCAUCUUGUCGAAGAGAAGAAAGAGAAAACCGAAAAGAUCGUCGCGAAAGUUUCGGUGAACAAGGAAGCCGAAGGACAAGGACCACCCCCUGCUAAGAAGCCCAAGGAGAUGAAGAAGCCGAAAAAUCCUGCCGCUGCAGAAGGGGGUGAAGAUAAAGACAUUGGUGCUAAAGUCGAGGGAAAGGUAGCUAAGAGGAGGAAGGGGAAUAAGAAGUCUGUUCCCAAGGAGAAGGUGCAAAACAACACCAAAUCGGAGGAACGACAGAAAGAAUUGCAGGAGAAAGCACACGAAUAUCUGGAAACGUGGAAAAAUGACAAGAAGAGCUGGAAGUUCUCCAAGAACAUUCAGACUUGGCUGAUUGUUCAUAUCUUUGACACGGAGAAGCUUCCAACUGAGAAAUUCGAUAUUGCGCUGGAGUAUUUGAAAGGUGCCCACGGAUCAGUUAGAAAAGACAUCACAAAAUUCAGCAUUGCUAAGGCGCACGCCAUCAGGACAAAUACGAAACCAAAUCCUGAGGAUGCUGAGGCAAACCAAGAAAUUUUAGUAAGGAGCCGUAGGGUGAUCAAACUCAUGGCCUCUGAAGAACAAGCAGAGAAAGAAAAUGCGGAGAAAAAGAGUUCCAAACCAGCACUCACUGAAUCUGGUAAAGUCAACAAGAGAUUUAGGAAGAGGAAGAGUGGGGACGUCAGCAGAAACAACAGGUUGAAUCUCAACAAGCCUGCACACGUUACAGCGAAUACUCCUAAGGUGAUUACGGAGGAAGCAAACAAAAGUGAAAAGAAUGGGCCUGUUAAAAAGGAAGCUGCUGAAAAGGUUGUCAGCUUUGUUGAUGAAGAGACCGCUCCUGUCGGAAACAAGAAGGCCAAGAAAGCUCUGAAGGCAAGUGGCGACGCAGGAAAGGCUCUCAAGGGUAAGAUAGCCCAGAAAUCGAAAGGUGCGAUGAAUGCAUCCAAGGGCAAGAAAGCCUUGAAGAAGUGAAUAUUGGGGAACUGAAAAUUGUCAGCUCCUAAGAUUUGUUUUACAGAUGUUAACAUAAUAACGAGUAAUAAAAAUUUAAUGUAA